AUGCUACAGCAGCUGUUGAUUGGUCAAACCCAAGGGAAGAUUGAGGAAGCCAAUAGAUUUGCUGAGUUGAACAGGAGGAUAACAGAUCUUUACAGUGACCUAAAUGGAAAGUUUGAUACACUUACUUCAAGGAUUACAACACUGGAGGAUCAACAAACUUCUGCCUCUAAGCAAGAGAACAACAAGGGAAAAGCUAUUGUGCAAUCUAUAGAAAGUGCCCAUGCCAUUAAUUUGCGCAGUGGAAGAGUUUUACAGGACAAAAAGGGAGCUUUACAAAACACUGAGGACAGUGUGGAACAAGAGGGGGAGGAAUUUCAAGAAGAAGAGAAUCAGGAAGCUAGGUCCAUUCCCCCUCCUUACAAGCCUCCUUUGCCCUUCCCAGGAAGGUUUAAGAAGCAAAUGGUUGACAAGUAUAAAGCAUUGUUUGACAAACAAGUUAGAGAGAUUGAGCUUAGGAUGCCCUUGAUUGAUGCUUUUGUGAUGAUUCCUCCUUACCAGAAGUUCUUGAAAGAUGCUGUGAUGGAAAGAAUCAAAGAAGUUCAGGGGAUGGUGCAUCUUAGCCAUGAGUGUAGUGCCAUAAUCCAAAAGCAAGUGAACCCUCAAAAGUUGAGAGAUCCAGGCUCCUUCACUAUACCUUGCUCAAUAGGACCUUUGACUUUCAACAGAUGCCUUUGUGAUUUGGGAGCCUCAGUGAGCCUCAUGCCUUUGACAGUUGCAAGGCGCCUUGGAUUUACAAGGUAUAAACCAUGCAAUAUAUCUUUGAUCUUAGCUGAUAGAUCAAUAAGACUACCACAUGGUGUUUUGGAAGAUCUACCUGUUAGAAUUGGAGCAGUAGAAGUCCCAACAGACUUUGUAGUCUUGGAAAUGGAUGAGGAGCCAAAAGAUCCCUUGAUUUUGGGAAGACCUUUCCUUGCAACAGCAGGAGCAAUAAUAGAUGUGAGAGAAGGGAAGAUUGAUCUCAACUUAGGAGAUGACCUAAAAAUGACAUUUGACAUUCUUGAAACUAUGAAGAAACCAACAAUUGAAGGACAAGUCUUUUGGAUUGAGGAGACCCGAAGGGUGAGCUUCUGGCGGUUAGAAACUUCCCCCGGUCUUUGGCUUGAGCUGUAUGAGGCAGAAACAUUGCUCGGAGUGUCGCAAGAGACUGGAUAA
Molecule: messenger RNA, 1152 nt
Organism: Camelina sativa (false flax)
Lineage: Eukaryota; Viridiplantae; Streptophyta; Magnoliopsida; Brassicales; Brassicaceae
Source: RefSeq, a predicted model, not a curated record